AUGCAACAUUUUCGACUUCUAUGGGAGCCCAAACAUCCAACUGUGUUUAUAAUUAAAAGCAAGCAUACUUUUCUGGCACGGCCUUUUUGUAACUUUCUUGUAUGUGUCCUGCUUGGAUUAUUAACGUUCCCUUGCUGUGUUCACUGUUUGGUAUUCAAAGUGGGGGUUCUUGGGCCUUGGAACUGCGACCCGAUCUUCUACAAGACCCUGCCUGCUGCCGCCGCAAGGCUUGCUAUUUACAGGAUUAACGGAGACCUCAGUUUGAAUUUAGGUCUAAAGAUGGAUUUUGUCAUUCUGCAAGAGCCUUGCGAAACAUCUAAAGCUCUUACUGAAUUUAUAAACUACGAGAAUAUGGCAGAUGCGUUCAUGGGCCCGACUAAUCCAGGAUACUGUACUGCAGCAUCACUGCUGGCAAAGAACUGGGACAAGCCCAUCUUCUCUCAUGGCUGCGUCAAUUUUGAGUUGGACAGCAUUACGGCGUUCCCAACAUAUUCCAGGACCGUGCCAUUUCCCUCUGAGGUUCUUUUCACCGUGCUGAAGCACUUCCGGUGGGCUAAUAUGGUGGUGGUGUCCUCCAGUGAGGACAUCUGGAUGGACACGGCAGAGAGAGUGGCUUCUGCGAUGAGGAAAAAGGGACUUCCCGUUGCCUUGGUAACAUCUGUAGGUCUCAAUGAGACCGAAGUUGAGAACACGCUGAGGAGGAUCCAAGACGCAGGGGAGAUAAGAGUCAUCAUCAUGUGCAUGCACUCUGUGUUGCUCGGAGGGGAGCAACAGGCCACAUUUCUCAUCAAGGCACAACAAAUGGGUCUAACCUCCGGCAAGUACGUUUUCGUGCCCUACGAUGCCCUGCACUACAGUUUGCCCUACAACGCCCCAUACUUUCCCCUGCAAAACAACAGCAGGCUGAGUGAGGCCUAUGACGCCGUGCUCACGAUCACCAUAGUCUCAGAUUCCGUGUCCUUCAACGAGGCGUACACAGCUGCUAAAGAAAGUGGGGAAGUGGCGCUGAAUGUGGCUGCAGAGCAGGUUAACCCAUUAUUUGGCACCAUUUAUAACAGCAUUUAUCUCCUGGCCAAGUCCAUCCACAAGACCAGGAAAGCUGAAAUGCCUCUUUCAGGAUCAAACCUGGCCUACUUCACAAAGAAUAUAACCUUCAGUGGCUUCAAUCAGAAGGUGCAGGUUGACAACAGGGGUGAAAUCAAAACCAGCUAUGUCAUCCUGGACUCCAGCGAAGGUGGCAGCCAGCUUUACCCGACCUACGUGGUGGAUCUCAAAUCAAGGCAGCUUCGUUUUGCUGGGAAAUCCAUUUCUUUCCCAGGAGGAUCUCCUCCACCGUCAGAUUCCAGCUGCUGGUUUGUUCAGAGUGUUCUCUGCAAAGGAGGUGUGGAGGUCACCUAUAUCAUAGUAGUGUUUGCUGUCAUCUUGGGUUUGGCUGUAACAGGGCUCAUCAUCAGUUUCUACAUCAGGAGGAGACUACAGCAAAUCCAACUGAUCAAAGGCCCAAAUCGGAUCCUGCUGACUUUAGAGGAUCUUACUUUUAUCAACCCACAGACAAGCAAGAGGAAAAUUACUUUAGAGGAUAUGAGUGAGUCCAAAAGUGCUCUGGAGGAAAAAUCUGCUGACCAUUCACAUUCAUUGAACAGCACGCAAACAGCAACGCACGAGACCACCAAUGUGGCCAUAUUUGAGGGUGACUGGGUGUGGCUAAAGAAAUUUGAGGAUGGACAGUUCAAGGAGGUGAAGCAGAGCAGCACAAAGAUUUUUACCAAGAUGAAGGACUUGAGAAACGAAAACGUAAAUCCUUUCCUUGGCUUCUUCACGGAAAGCUCCAUGUUUGCGGUGGUAACGGAGCACUGCUCCAGGGGGAGUCUGCAAGACCUGCUUAGGAACGAUGAUGUCAAAUUAGAUUGGAUGUUCAAAUCCUCACUUAUGCUCGACCUCAUCAAGGGUAUGAAAUACCUCCACCAUAGGGAUUUCCCACAUGGCCGGCUAAAAUCUCGGAACUGCGUGGUGGACGGGCGAUUUGUGCUCAAGAUUACCGACUAUGGAUUUAAUGAGCUGCUAGAGUCUCAGAAAGCUCCUGGAGAAAAACCUCCACCUGAAGACCUCUUUUGGACGGCGCCAGAGUUCCUGAGGGAUCUCGCAAGCUCCCAUAAAGGCACAUACAAGGGAGAUGUUUACAGUUUUUCCAUUAUUCUCCAAGAGGUGGUGGUCCGAGGACCGCCGUACUGCAUGUUGGGCCUGCCACCUGAAGAGAUCAUUCGAAAAGUAAAGAAGCCUCCACCAAUGUGUCGGCCCACUGUUGCUCCCGACCAGGCUCCUCUGGAAUGUAUCCAGCUGAUGAAACAGUGCUGGAGUGAGCUUCCGGACCGAAGACCCAACUUUGAUGAGAUUUUUGACAGGUUCAAGAUCAUCAACAAGGGUAAGAAGACCAACAUCAUUGACUCCAUGUUGAGGAUGUUGGAGCAGUACAGUUCCAAUUUGGAGGAUCUCAUCCGAGAGCGAACGGAGGAGCUGGAGGCGGAGAAGCACAGGACAGAGAAAUUGCUCUCUGAAAUGCUGCCACCGUCUGUGGCCGAGGCACUAAAAACCGGCGCUACAGUGGAGCCGGAGUACUUUGACCAGGUUACAAUCUACUUCAGUGAUAUCGUGGGUUUCACCACAAUAUCAUCGCUAAGUGACCCCAUUGAGGUAGUCGAUCUCCUCAAUGACCUUUACACUCUGUUUGAUGCUGUGCUGAGCAACCACGAUGUCUACAAGGUAGAGACAAUCGGGGAUGCUUACAUGGUGGCAUCAGGCUUGCCAAAGAGAAACGGCAACAAGCACGCUGCUGAAGUCGCCAACAUGUCUCUGAACAUCCUUAGCUCGGUGGGAACCUUCCGGAUGCGCCAUAUGCCCGAUGUACCUGUCAGGAUACGGAUCGGGAUCCACUCAGGCCCCUGCGUUGCUGGUGUGGUGGGCCUGACUAUGCCUCGAUAUUGUCUGUUUGGUGACACUGUCAACACUGCCUCAAGAAUGGAAUCCACCGGACUGCCUUAUAGAAUCCAUGUAAACCUGAGCACUGUGAACAUCCUGCGCUCUCUCAAGGAAGGUUAUAAAAUAGAAGUCAGGGGCAAGACGGAACUGAAGGGGAAAGGCGUUGAAGAGACGUACUGGCUCGUGGGGAAGUCUGACUUUGCGAAGCCUUUGCCAAAUCCGCCAGAGAUAAAACCAGGUAUCAAUUGGCAGGAGAUGCUGACGAACGAGAUCAAGACUCUUUUCCUAAAGGCCAACAGGACAGUGGACAAACAGAAAAUGAGCGGAAAAGAAGGAAAAAUGUGA
Molecule: messenger RNA, 3321 nt
Organism: Nerophis lumbriciformis (worm pipefish)
Lineage: Eukaryota; Metazoa; Chordata; Actinopteri; Syngnathiformes; Syngnathidae
Source: RefSeq, a predicted model, not a curated record